AUGAUAUCAUCGUUCCAAAGUCAAACCUCAGUGCUUCACAGACGGUGUGUUUUCACCAUGAGUGGGUGCCCAUUUUUAGGAAACAACUUUGGAGGUGCUUUUAAAAAAUUAUCCAUAGAAGGCAAUGAAGAAGACAAAUCACAAACCGGUGUGAAUAAAGCCAGCAAAGGAGGACUUAUCUACGGAAACUACCUGCAUUUGGAAAAGGUUUUGAAUGCACAGGAACUUCAAAGUGAAAUAAAAGGAAAUAAAAUCCAUGAUGAACAUCUUUUUAUCAUAACUCAUCAAGCUUAUGAACUCUGGUUUAAGCAAAUCCUCUGGGAAUUAGAUUCUGUUCGAGAGAUCUUUCAGAAUGGCCAUGUCAGGGAUGAAAGGAACAUGCUGAAGGUUGUUACUCGGAUGCACCGGGUGGCGGUGAUCCUGAAACUACUAGUACAGCAGUUUUCCGUCCUGGAAACCAUGACGCCCUUGGACUUCAAUGACUUCAGAGAGUACUUAUCUCCAGCAUCAGGCUUCCAGAGUUUGCAAUUCCGACUCUUGGAAAACAAGAUAGGUGUCCUUCAGAGUUUGAGGGUCCCUUACAACCGAAGACAUUAUCGUGAUAACUUCAAAGGAGAAGAUAAUGAACUGCUACUUAAGUCGGAGCAAGAGAAAACACUACUGCAGCUAGUGGAGGCAUGGCUGGAAAGAACACCAGGUUUAGAGCCACAUGGAUUUAACUUCUGGAGAAAGUUUGAAAACAACAUUGUGAAGGGCCUGGAGGAAGAAUUCACAAGAAUUCAGACUAAGGAAGAGUCAGAAGAAAAAGAGGAACAAAUGGCUGAGUUUCAGAAACAAAAAGAGGUGUUACUCUCCUUAUUUGAUGAGAAACGUCAUGAACAUCUCUAUAGUAAGGGUGAAAGACGACUGUCAUACAGAGCACUUCAGGGGGCCUUGAUGAUCUAUUUUUACAGGGAAGAGCCUAGAUUCCAGGUGCCUUUUCAGCUGCUGACUUCUCUCAUGGACAUAGACACACUCAUGACUAAGUGGAGAUAUAACCAUGUGUGCAUGGUCCACAGAAUGCUGGGCAGCAAAGCUGGCACUGGUGGGUCCUCUGGCUAUCAGUACCUGCGCUCAACAGUGAGUGACAGGUACAAGGUAUUUGUAGAUUUAUUUAAUCUUUCAACAUAUCUGGUUCCCCGACACUGGAUACCGAAGAUGAACCCAAGUAUUCAUAAGUUCCUUUACAUGGCUGAAUACUGUGACAGCUCUUACUUCAGCAGCGAUGAAUCGGAUUAAAAUAAUCUGCAAAAAUCUAUGAAGACAUUGAUUUCUCAGCCUGUCUUUUUAAAAAUUUUCUAUGAAUUUUCAUGAUACACAAAGAGUCCUACUGUAGUAUAUGUAUAUAUAUAGGUGAGCACUGUGGUGCUCUGACUUAAUCCUAUAAAUAAUUUUAUUAACUCAUUUUUGUGAUAAUAUAAGACUAAACAUUAAGAUAAGACGUGAAUUCAAUUGAACGGUAACAUUGUACAUAGAAGAUUUUCCUAUUGAAACUCAGUGUCCCUUGAUACCUUAGUAUAACCACUUAACACAAUCAUUAUCUCAUUUCAUAAUUUAAUGGGCUUGUAAACUUCAGCUGUUUCAAGUAUUUUAUGGAGUAAAAUGUGUCAUUGUGUACAAAGACUUACACACAAAAAAAUUAAGAAAUAAUAAGAAUAAGUCUCUUUUCCAUAUAUUGUUUUGGAAACAUUGCUUGUAUUUAUUGGGACUCUUGAUGACCAAGGGCAGAAAUCUACCUGAAGUUUGCCUAGAAGGGACUUGCUGGACAAUUCCACUAGCUCGAACAACUGGGAGCAGCCUGGGGAUGGAGCCAGUUCCUGGAAUACUAUAUUCCUGGAACACUUGGAGGAGACUUUGUAUCUCAUCUCUUCUUUUCUCUAGGGGUUGGCUUUAUUCUUCCUUGCUGUAGACCAGCUCCUUCCUCAAACAAGGUCCCAGCUCCCAGCACCUCUGGACCAGAAAGUCAAAGGUGCUCUUCCCAGCCCUGGGAAGAAGUAAGUGCAGGAGUGAAGUUGGGAAAGAGUGAUAGUUCCUUCAAUUGAAGAAUGUUGUUUCCAGAAGAGAGAAGAGAAAACACACUAAAUAGUGAUUUAGUUCAUUUCUAGUAACAAGUACAAGAUUAAGAGUUUAGAUCAGACAGGAACUUUAUUCUUCUUUUUCUAGAUUGGCCUGGAUAUUGGCAAUACUUAGCUGAAUUUCUUUUACAAAGGAAGUGCAAAAUUUUAUCAAAGGAAUCCAAAUGUAUAUCAACCUUGACCUAGGGUGAUUAUAAGCAAGCAGCAAAUUCUUGAUGGAAUUGACUAUUCUUUGGUCUCAAUUAGAAGUUUUUUCUUAUGAGGAUCAUGUCAUCUAGUUUGUCUCUAGAUAAACAAUUUCAUAUAAUUGCUUUUACCUAUAAUGCCCUGUGCGUGUGUGUGAUUGUGUGUGUGUGUGCAUGUGCACAUGUACAGAGUGUCUGAGAGUGGCUAGCUGAAAAAUACAGAGACAAGUAACA
Molecule: messenger RNA, 2533 nt
Organism: Enhydra lutris kenyoni (northern sea otter)
Lineage: Eukaryota; Metazoa; Chordata; Mammalia; Carnivora; Mustelidae
Product: tryptophan 2,3-dioxygenase
Exons: 12
Coding region: 1-1278 (425 amino acids)
Molecular function (GO): L-tryptophan 2,3-dioxygenase activity; metal ion binding; heme binding
Source: RefSeq, a predicted model, not a curated record